UUUUAUUUAUCUAGUUGUUUCUUAGUGUUACUGGUAAUUCACAAUUGAUAAACGAAAAAAUGAUUUGGAAAAUUAUAUUGUUGUUGCCGUGUUUUACCGUUUUAGUGAACGCUGGAUGUGAACGAUCUUCUUUGAAUACUCCAAAUUCUCCAAAUCCUCAAACCCAGACCGUAGACCCGAUACCAUAUGAAACAUAUGAUCAAUGGGCAAAUUCCUUACCAGCAUAUAACGUUACAGAUUGGACUAGUUUGAAACCUACACCUAGGGAUGAUGAUAGAAGAGCUACAAGGAAGGCAUUGGUUAAGAGUAGAUGUCCACGUCGUCUUGUGACACCUCUUCUCGAGAAAUCUGCAAUCCAAAACUGGCCUGCUUAUUUAAAAAAUGAUACUGGAUAUGACAUAACUGUUUUGAGAAACCUUAAUUUUAGACGUAUCCCAAAUGCACCAAUAUUAAUCGUGGCCCCUCUAGAUAACUUAUCGAAGGAUCCAUCGGUGGAUCCACCAGGACUUAUAUUCGUUUUAGAAAGACUUCUAUGAAUCAUUGAUUCUGAUUAGAAUCGACCCGGCAAAAUUUAAUUUCACUGGCUCAAAAAAACAGAAAUUAAAAAUUAUACAUACACUGAAUAUGAAAAAUUCUAAAUAUUUCCAAGAAUAAUUAAAUUUUAGUUGAUUUAUAAAUGAUUUUGUAAACCUAAUUUGUUUACAUAUCUACUACAUAAAGCACACUACCUACGCUUGUCAAAAUUUUUAUUUGUUUUU
Molecule: messenger RNA, 758 nt
Organism: Adelges cooleyi (spruce gall adelgid)
Lineage: Eukaryota; Metazoa; Arthropoda; Insecta; Hemiptera; Adelgidae
Product: E3 ubiquitin-protein ligase NRDP1-like
Exons: 3
Coding region: 60-536 (158 amino acids)
Biological process (GO): protein ubiquitination
Molecular function (GO): ubiquitin protein ligase activity
Source: RefSeq, a predicted model, not a curated record